AUGGAGACCACGACACCCCCGACCCCUGUUUCGCAUCGCUUUACUCUCGAACUCGAGUUUGUGCUAUGUCUCGCGAAUCCACAUUAUCUGCAAUAUCUCGCCUUGAAUUAUCCCCAUCUACUUAAUAAGCCGACCACGUCCCAGGAGUCUGCUGAAGAUGAAGACUGCGAUGCAGCGAGAUUUGCGCGAUACCUCAAAUACCUUUACGAGUACUGGCGCACGCCGCAGUAUGUCAAGUACCUAACGCACCCUGGCGCAACUCUUAGGAAUCUCGAACUCCUCCAACAGGAACAAUUUCGGAAAGACAUAAUCAGACCAGACGUCAUUGCAAAACUGUGCGACACGAACCCUGAGCUGAACAGCCCGGGUCAGACUACUGAAGCGCGUGAACCAGCUAUCCAGCAAAACACCUAA
This is a messenger RNA of Exophiala dermatitidis NIH/UT8656, 414 nucleotides long. RefSeq lists its product as uncharacterized. Gene Ontology annotation, biological process: regulation of transcription by RNA polymerase II. Gene Ontology annotation, molecular function: transcription coregulator activity. Bases 1 to 414 code for a protein of 137 amino acids. Lineage: Eukaryota; Fungi; Ascomycota; Eurotiomycetes; Chaetothyriales; Herpotrichiellaceae. The record is from RefSeq and is a predicted model, not a curated record. Gene Ontology annotation, cellular component: mediator complex; core mediator complex. The transcript has a single exon.